Messenger RNA from Pelodiscus sinensis (Chinese soft-shelled turtle), 1090 nucleotides. Lineage: Eukaryota; Metazoa; Chordata; Testudines; Trionychidae. The record is from RefSeq and is a predicted model, not a curated record.
CACAACUCCAUGUGUGCACCGGAUACAAUUGUGUCUCCCAUUCAGGAGGAGCGUGAAUCCGUGGAGCUCUCUGGCAAGGGUUCGAUGAAGGAGGCUGCACCUCUACUCAGCCCAUCUCUGCACUAGAGCAGGAAUCAUCAACCCUUACAUGGAAAUGGAGAAUCGCACCGUGGUGUCAGAAUUCAUCCUCUUAGGUAUCCCCAGCACCGAAGGUCUUGAGAACAUCCUCUUCAUCUGCUUCUUAGUCUUCUUACUCUGCUCCUUCCUGAGCAACAUGCUCAUCUUAGCAGCCGUCCUCGCUGACUCCCGCCUGCACACCCCCAUGUACUUCUUCCUCUGCAACCUCGCCGUCAUAGAUCUUGGAUGCUCUUCUAUCACCACCCCAAAAUUGCUGGCCGACCUCUUGACCAACAGUAGAACCAUCUCGGUGGGCGGGUGCACGGCCCAGGUCUUUUUCUGGCACUUCCUGAGCAGCACUGAAUGCCUAAUUUACACAGUCAUGGCCUAUGACCGGUAUGUGGCCAUCUGCCACCCGCUGCGCUACUUGCUCAUCAUGAACCGCAAGGUGUGCGCCCUCCUGGCCACUGGCAGCUGGAUCUGCAGCUCCUUUCAUGCCACCAUCCUUGCCAGCCUGACCUUCACGCUGCCCUACUGUGGGUCCAACGUGGUGGACUAUUACUACUGUGACAUAUUACCAGUGGUCAAGUUGGCCUGUGCGGACACAUACAUUGUUGAGACCGUGACCUUCACCAACACUGGCAUCAUACCCCUGACUUGCUUCUCCCUCAUCCUCAUGUCCUAUGUCAGGAUCGCGGUCUCCGUGGUGAAGAUGCGCAGUGCUGAGCAUGCUCGGAAAGCCUUCUCCACUUGUGCCUCGCACAUGACGGUGGUGUGCUUCUUCUUCGGGCCCUGCUUCCUCCUCUACACCCAGCCCUCCAUGAGCCCCGUGGUGGCCACCCGCAUUCAGAUCUUUUGUGACGUGGUCACCCCGAUAAUGAACCCGCUGGUCUACACGCUGAGGAAUAAGGACGUCAAGGCAGCUCUGAAGAAAUUGAAAGGUGGCUAAGCCCAGCCCAGCCACACUAGUAUG